Callithrix jacchus (white-tufted-ear marmoset) is the source of this 2478-nucleotide messenger RNA. RefSeq names its product nicotinamide riboside kinase 1 (gene NMRK1). The record is from RefSeq and is a predicted model, not a curated record. NCBI's taxonomy places the organism in Eukaryota, Metazoa, Chordata, Mammalia, Primates, Cebidae.
GAGGACUCGAACUGGAGCCAGAAAAUACUAGGAAGCUGAUUUUCAAAGCUAAUUAUGAAAACAUUUAUCAUUGGAAUCAGUGGUGUAACAAACGGUGGGAAAACAACACUGGCUAAGAAUUUGCAGAAACAUCUCCCAAAUUGCAGUAUCAUAUGUCAGGAUGAUUUCUUCAAGCCAGAGUCUGAGAUAGAGACAGAUAAAAAUGGAUUUUUGCAGUAUGAUGUGCUUGAAGCACUUAACAUGGAAAAAAUGAUGUCAGCCAUUUCCUCCUGGAAGGAAAACGCAAGAUGCUCUGUGGUAUCAACAGACUGGGAAAGUGCUGAGGAAAUUGCCAUUUUGAUCAUCGAAGGUUUUCUUCUUUUUAAUUAUAAGCCUCUUGACACUAUGUGGAAUAGAAGCUAUUUCCUGACUGUUCCAUAUGAAGAAUGUAAAAGGCGGAGGAGUACAAGGGUCUAUGAGCCUCCAGACUCUCCAGGAUACUUUGAUGGCCAUGUGUGGCCCAUGUAUCUAAAGCACAGACAAGAAAUGCAGGAUAUCACCUGGGAAGUUGUUUACUUAGAUGGAACAAAAUCUAAAGAGGACCUCUUUCUGCAAGUAUAUGAAGAUCUCAUACAACAACUAGCAAAGCAAAAGUGCUGGAUUACAAUGGUGCAGUCUUGGCUCACUGGAACCUCCACCUUCCUGGUUCAAGCGAUUCUCCUGCCUCAGCCUCCUGAGUAGCUGGGAUUACAAGUGCCUGCCUUCAUGCCCAGCUAAUUUUUGGAUUUUUAGUAGAAAUGGGGUUUUACCAUGUUGGCCAAACUCAUCUGGAACUCCUGACCUCGUGAUCCACCUGCCUCGGUCUUCCGAAGUGCUGAGAUUACAGGUGUGAGCCACCACACCCAGCCAGGACCAUUUUAAAUUUUCUUCUUGCAUGUUGAAUUUAGAAUCCUUGCCAGAUAUGCUCGCCCACCCCUGCCAUCUUUUACUUUGAUGAAAGUCAAGCCUCCCAUAAUGAACCUCAGAGCAGCAACAUGAGUAGAUAUAGAGGAUGUGGGAUGAAGGGAGGGGCUCAGCCUUUAUAAAUGAUAGCAUAUAAGCCAGAGCCACUUCUCUGAGACUUAUUGGCUCUCCUUUCUGUCCCUAAUGAGGCACUUGCAGUAGUGUUUUGGCUGUUGGACACCUAUAGCUCUCUGUCUUCUCAGCAAUGGCCAGUGUUUGGGUCCAACUUUCCUUUUUGACGAAGUCAUACACUGGAGUUUGGCCUUAUGAUCUACCUACUGAUAAAGAUGAAAAUAGCCUUGGUCAUGUAGCUCAGGUAAAUUGCAACCAGUUCCCUCCCAAAUUCAGCCUUCAUCAUCUGUUCCAAGGCCCAAAAACAGCUGGCAUGUUUUGACAGGUGCUGCUAGCCCACAAGAAUGUGCAUUUCUCUGUGUGAUGCCUCUUCUCUUUCCUUCCCUACAUCCUAUAGGCAGGCAGGAAAGUAUUCAGCUAUGCUGUUUGAGGCUUCUAGAUAUUAAAGUUUUUUAAAAAAAACAAAAAACAAAACUUAAAAGAGGCAUAAAAGCAAAAGUACAUCAGCUUUUCUUUUCUUUUCUUUUUUGAGACAGAGUUUUGCUCUUAUUCCCCAGGCUGGAGUGCAGUGGUGUGAUCUUGAUUCACUACAGCCUCUGCCUCCUGGCUUCAAGCAAUUCUGCCUCAGCUUCCUGAGUAGCUGGGACUGCAGGCACCCACCAACAUGCCUGGAUAAUUUUUGUAUUUUUAGUAGAGAUGGGGUUUCACCAUGUGGCCAGGGUGGUCUUGAUCUCUUGAACUCGUGAUCCACCUGCCUCGGCCUCCCAAAGUGCUGUGAUUACACUCCCAAAGUGCUGUGAUAUGAGUCACCAUACCCAGCCAUACAUCAGUUUUUCUUACCUCCAACAUUUAUGCUGGUUUUUCUCAGUUACAUAAGUUACUGUUUUAUUUAUAGAAACCUGUCACCUUUCCUAGUUCUUCUAUCCAUAGGCAAAGCUGUCCUGAAAGUGCCCUCAGCAUAGCCCGGUUUAACCCUGAGCUGGGAAGGGCUUUCACUGUUUCCAGUGACUAAUCUUCAGGGUUUUCCUUUCACAUCCCAUAAACCUGUUUAGCUAAAUUUCAGUCUUAAGUACAUAAAAUCAUAAUUAUGAUUGAGGGCAUGUGUUCUCUUUCCAGGUCCACAAGGGGUGUAGUUUCUAGGGCAAGAACUUCCCAGUGCCAUGCCCCACUCCCACCUCUGUCCAUCCGGAGAUUUAAUGAUGCAAGGGCGGGAGAGGGUCAAAAGUCACUCACUCACUCCAGGGGAAGUUUCAAGGAACUUUUUUCCUUGGCCGGUGGGUGGGAGGAAUUCCUUUCAGGUUAAAAGUCCUUGUCCCCACACCCGGCCAGAUUUCCCCUCUGGAGUCCCCUUCCACAUUCUUCGUGGAAGUUUUCUCUCUUCUCCUUUUUCUCUUUCUCUACCUAAAUAAAAUCACUUUCUGUAAA